ACUAUAAGUAAGUAGGUACGGCAGGAUGGAGGAUCGAAUAAACUUUUAGAGUCGUCUGCUGCGCAGUGUGUUGACGUGAAACAAUGCGAGUUUGUCAACAACAUUCGGUUUGACGUUGAAUGUGAUGGUGGUCAUGAGUUUCAUUAAGGAAAGAAUGACGCUACUUCAUUUAGAGAUACAGAUAAGACAAGGAAUUUAGAAAGUACUGUUCGUGAAAAAUGACAAACUCCCUUGAGAUUUUCGUGAACAACCCAAAUAGACGCAAAUUGUACAAAAUUGUGUUUUAGUCGUUGAUCGACAGACGUAAAUGGUUGUUCUUGUAUUUGUAUUUCAAGGGAGGUUAAAACAUUGUAUGAUCCGCACACGGAAUUUAUUCGACUUGUACCAGUAGUUAUGCCUUAGCUUAUAUUCUAACAUGAACGAAGCUGAAAUUAACACAAACAGUUGCCAAAAAUCCAGCACGGAAAAUUUAAUGGAGCCGCUGAUGGAUCACAGGAGAGCAAGAUACCCGUUUUGCAUUGUGUGGACGCCACUGCCUUUACUAACAUGGAUUUUUCCAUUUAUAGGGCAUAUGGGAAUUGCCAUGUCUUCAGGUGUGAUAAGAGAUUUUGCAGGACCCUAUUUUGUAUCAGAAGACAACAUGGCAUUCGGGAAGCCAACCAAAUACUGGCGUCUCAGACCAGAACUAGCGGCAGGAGGAACAAGUGGCUGGGAUCGCGCCGUGAUAGACGCCUCUGAAGAAUACAAGUCAAGAAUGCACAAUCUUUGUUGUGAUAAUUGUCAUUCACAUGUCGCUAUGGCAUUAAACCUGAUGAAGUAUGAUGGUAGUGAAAAAUGGAAUAUGGUCAAACUAGCUUUCUAUAUUCUUUUUAAAGGUCAUUAUGUAAGUUUUGCAGCUUUGUUGAAGACAUGGGCACCCUUCAUCAUCAUUGUUACUGUCGUUAGCGUGGUAUAUGUUUUUACGAGGAAUCUGUGAACUCUAUUUGCAUGAGCCAGACAGAUGUGGACAGAAGCUUUAUGAAGAAAAUGCACAUGUUGCUGCAUGUUUCUUGAGACAAAAACCUGUGCAAUCUGAAUGGGUCUUCCUGACUUAAGUGUGCAUAUUUUGUAUGUAAGUGACUGAAGAAAACAUUCUAGAAGAUUUAAUGUGACAUGAUUGUGGAAAAGAAAUGUGUGAAAUAUAUUAAGUGAUAAAAAACUAA
Molecule: messenger RNA, 1202 nt
Organism: Schistocerca americana (American grasshopper)
Lineage: Eukaryota; Metazoa; Arthropoda; Insecta; Orthoptera; Acrididae
Product: transmembrane protein 222
Exons: 4
Coding region: 416-976 (186 amino acids)
Source: RefSeq, a predicted model, not a curated record